CCUACAGCUGAGGUUGCAGGGAGAACUGGAACUGAGCUCGCCGUAGGGGGAAGCGGCGCGUGAAAUCCGCCCCCCACCCCGAACCCCACUUCCGAGGGAGUGGGUUGAUAGAGGGGAGGUUGGGGUUGGAGCAGCGGCGCGGGGGCCCCUCCCUCGCACCUCCCCCCACCGGACUUGGUCGCGCCCGAAGUGUAACACUUUCUCUUUGUCGGAGGAGCUUCGCUGUUUCUUGUGCUGUACCUCCGGUUGCGGCGGCACCCGUGGCAGCCCUGGCGGACGCAGGAGCGAUGGCAGCGACCGACAUAGCUCGCCAGGUGGGUGAAGGUUGCCGAACCGUCCCCCUGGCUGGACAUGUGGGGUUUGACAGCUUGCCCGACCAGCUGGUGAAUAAGUCAGUCAGCCAGGGCUUCUGCUUCAACAUCCUGUGCGUGGGAGAGACAGGUUUGGGCAAAUCUACCCUCAUGGACACCUUGUUUAACACCAAGUUUGAGGGGGAGCCAGCCACCCACACACAACCAGGUGUACAGCUCCGGUCCAAUACUUACGACCUCCAAGAGAGCAACGUGGGCCUAAAGCUCACAAUUGUUAGCACGGUGGGCUUUGGGGACCAGAUCAACAAGGAGGACAGCUACAAGCCCAUCGUAGAAUUCAUCGACGCCCAGUUCGAAGCCUACCUGCAGGAGGAGCUGAAGAUCCGCAGGGUACUGCACACCUACCACGACUCCCGAAUCCACGCCUGCUUGUACUUCAUCGCCCCCACGGGCCAUUCCCUGAAGUCUCUGGACCUGGUGACCAUGAAGAAGCUGGAUAGUAAGGUGAACAUCAUCCCUAUCAUUGCCAAAUCAGAUGCCAUCUCUAAGAGUGAGCUAACAAAGUUCAAAAUCAAAAUCACCAGCGAACUUGUCAGCAAUGGGGUCCAGAUCUACCAAUUCCCUACAGAUGAUGAGUCUGUGGCAGAGAUCAACGGAACCAUGAACGCCCAUCUGCCAUUUGCUGUCAUCGGUAGCACGGAGGAGCUGAAGAUAGGCAACAAGAUGAUGAAGGCACGGCAGUAUCCUUGGGGCACGGUGCAGGUCGAGAACGAGGCCCACUGCGACUUCGUGAAGCUGCGGGAGAUGCUGAUCCGGGUGAACAUGGAUGACCUCCGGGAGCAGACCCACAGCCGGCACUACGAGCUGUACCGGCGCUGCAAGCUGGAGGAGAUGGGCUUCAAGGACACCGACCCCGACAGCAAACCCUUCAGCUUACAGGAGACAUAUGAGGCCAAAAGGAAUGAGUUCCUAGGGGAGCUCCAGAAAAAAGAAGAGGAGAUGAGACAGAUGUUCGUCCAGAGAGUCAAAGAGAAAGAAGCUGAACUUAAAGAGGCAGAGAAAGAGCUGCAUGAGAAGUUUGACCGCCUGAAGAAACUACACCAGGACGAGAAGAAGAAGCUGGAGGAUAAGAAGAAAUCCCUGGACGAUGAAGUGAACGCCUUCAAACAGAGAAAGACAGCAGCUGAGCUGCUCCAGUCCCAGGGCUCGCAGGCUGGAGGCUCACAGACUCUGAAAAGGGACAAAGAAAAGAAAAAUAAUCCAUGGCUGUGUACUGAAUAGUAUUCCCCGCUACAGCUGGACUGGACUCCAUUUAGCCUUUUAAAGCCAAGGUUCUGAUUUUAACUGACAGCUUUCCUUUGGGGUGCCAGGCAGCAGCCCCCACCCCUGUCCCUGCCGUGUACUUCCACUUGGAGUCCCACCUCUUCUGAGUUCUGCCUCCGAGUCCACUGGCACUGAUCAUGACUCUUCUCUCUCUCUUUUUUUUUUUUUUUUGAUCGCCUUUUAUUUUUUUAAUUUUCCAAAACACACAGUUAAACCUGGCUGUGCCAAAUUUUCAGGGCUUUUUGAAGCAUUGAGAAUGGGGAGGGAGGGGUUUCCCUCUCUCUUCCAUAAUAGGUAAUAAAUAAAAGGAAGUGGUAAAGUAGAGCAAACAAAAAGCAAACGUACACACACCCUUUAUAUUUUCUUGUUGGCAGAGCAAGAGUGCAGUUUUGAUGGGUAUUGUGGGGUGAGUCACUGAUUGGUUAGUGGCCAGAGGCAAGUUUGAAGUAUACACUAGUUUCUUGAGAAAAAUCCAAGUCUCACAGUGGAGCAUUUUAGGAGACCCCAUGCUUGGAGGUUCCAAACAAAACAAACAAAAACGUGAAUACUCAGCCAGUAGCUCUGAGAGAUGCUAAAUUAGGGCUGACACGUCUCCUUGGGAAAGGCAUCUUACUUGCUGCUUUGCUGUCUCUCCAUCCAGUUUUACAGCUUUCCUAAGAAUCCCAAACUUACAGGACCAGCUGAUCUCCUUUUCCCUGGGUUAUUAUUUGCAUCACAAAUAAUAGGGCCCUCAUUUGCAUUUGUUUACACAUUAACUACUUGAGGCCUGAAGAGCUCUGAAAACUUCAUAAGUAGCAGACUGCCACCCGGCCUUUGGGAAAACUUCAGAAACCAAGCAGGAAUUUCGUGUCAAGGGAGAAAUUUUGGUCUGUCAGACGCAACCCAAAGGAAACAGACCUGGAGAAGUCGAGGGACUUGCGAUAUGUCCCAGUGCUGCUUGGUGGCAGAAGCCAGGCGAAAUUCAGUGUCCCCUGACUCUGGAUCCGUUUCACAAAUGGAUUCAACCUCUCCUAUGUGGUGCUGGAUACCAAGGUCCUUUGAUGUUCAGAGAAAAUGAAUAGUUAGCAUUGCAGGGCCUUUGAGGGUUUUUUCCCCCCAUAGAAAAAUAUCUGAGGAUGGAGUGGGUAGGAGCGGGCAAAGCAGAGGACUCCAGGCCAGCUCCUGAACUGAGCGUUUCUGCUGACGGCGCCUGUUGGCUGGUCAGUUUUCCUGGAAGUCUGGAAUGGGGCCCAGGCCUGCGAAUGUUCAACAGGUGCCCUACAUGAUCCUUGUAAUCAAGGAAGUUUGGUAAACAAAAAAAGUCUAACUUGUGAGUAAACAUAAGGCCUUUAGAAAGUUGAUUAAAAGGAUUAAAAUAGUUAUUUUCCUGGGUAGCUUUUCUCACUGUCGACAGAAACGGGGUUCCCCCCCCCAUUCAGUGAAGAAGGUUUUUAAUCAGUACAAUUGUUAUUUUUUUAAAAUACCCUGAGUACUCUGUUAACUUGUGGUGAAACAAAUCCAGUCAUCAGAAAUGGUCUGCGCUUUUAAUUUUCCCAGACUGGAAUGGAAAGGCUUUCCUGAAAAAUCCCCAUAUGUGAUCACAUACACUCACACGCCAUUUGUUUUAAGCUGAGAACUUUGCUUUUCCUUGCUGCGGUGCAGAUCACUUUUGGUUUUGGUUUUAAUCAUCUGGCAUUCACAUGGGCUGUUUUCCAUUAAAAUAAGAAGCUUCAA
This is a messenger RNA of Canis lupus familiaris (dog), 3347 nucleotides long. It is a transcript of the gene SEPTIN6, whose product is annotated as septin 6. Gene Ontology annotation, cellular component: cell division site; septin complex; microtubule cytoskeleton. Bases 288 to 1592 code for a protein of 434 amino acids. Lineage: Eukaryota; Metazoa; Chordata; Mammalia; Carnivora; Canidae. The transcript has 10 exons. The record is from RefSeq and is a predicted model, not a curated record. Gene Ontology annotation, molecular function: molecular adaptor activity; GTPase activity; GTP binding. Gene Ontology annotation, biological process: cilium assembly; cytoskeleton-dependent cytokinesis.